AUGGGAUUAUUAAUCCUGGCCCAGAAUAAAGGAGGCAGCAGACUCCAUGCAGACCCCUCGGCGAAAGGAAGCGUUCAGUCACACACCUACCUUCACAGGCUGCACCGGACUGGGGCUUUAACCAGAUGGAGUUCAGAGCAGCUCCUUACAAGUGUGCUCCCUGCAGGAGAUUCGUGGGGGAUCCUUGCCUUCCUGUGUGCCACCCUCUGGAACCUGCCUGUGGUGCCUGCACUGAACAGCACGGACCAAGUGACUACCACCAGACAGUCCAUCCAGCAGACGUACGACCUUACUCGCUAUCUGGAACACCAGCUGCACUCGCUUGCGGCCACUUAUCUCAACUACCUGGGGCCACCCUUCAAUGAGCCGGACUUUGAUCCUCCCCGGAUAAUUGGGGCGGAGGCUGUGCCCAGUGCCACUGUGGACUUUCAGGAAUGGCACAGCCUGAAUGACAACGCCCGGCUAGCAGCCAAUUACCAAGCGUACAGCCACCUGUUGUGCUACCUGAGCACUAUGGAUGGAAGAACCCCAGCUGCCAUGCCCACUUUGCGUCACAACCUAGCGCACUUCCGUGCCAGCCUGCAAGGGCUGCUGGGCUCUAUUGCUGGCAUCAUGGCUUCCCUGGGCUACCAGCUUCCACCGACACCAACUGAUGGUACGCUUCAGCUCCGCAGCCAGUUCCUAUGCAAGAUGGAUGACUUCUGGCUGCUCAAAGAGCUGCAGACCUGGCUCUGGCGCUCAGCCAAGGACUUCAACAGGCUGCGCAAGAGGGUACCAUCUUCUGCUGUUAUGCUGCACCUCGAGACCAGGGGCUUCUGACCCCUGCCCUUCACCAACCUCUCUAUCUUCACCUCAUCCACUGACAUCAUACGUGCCCCUCAAAGCCUAGGGCUUCCCAACCCACCUCGGAUCUGUCCCCUCCUGCCACACCUUAAUGGUGCUG
Messenger RNA from Rhineura floridana, 943 nucleotides. It is a transcript of the gene CLCF1, whose product is annotated as cardiotrophin like cytokine factor 1. The transcript is spliced from 3 exons. The record is from RefSeq and is a predicted model, not a curated record. NCBI's taxonomy places the organism in Eukaryota, Metazoa, Chordata, Lepidosauria, Squamata, Rhineuridae. The coding region runs from base 1 to 819 and encodes 272 amino acids.